Messenger RNA from Xenopus laevis (African clawed frog), 2649 nucleotides. RefSeq names its product vomeronasal type-2 receptor 26. The record is from RefSeq and is a predicted model, not a curated record. The coding region runs from base 1 to 2295 and encodes 764 amino acids. NCBI's taxonomy places the organism in Eukaryota, Metazoa, Chordata, Amphibia, Anura, Pipidae. The transcript has 6 exons.
AUGCAGAUGAAUCCUACAUGCCACACAAAGACACUUGAAUAUUUCACAUUUGUAAAUGACGAUUAUGAUGAAGAUCCUGAGUUAACAAUUAGAGAUGAUAUGAAUCAUGGGAAAAAGACUUGCCGGGAAUCAAGCCAAACUCUAAUUACCCCUCUGGGUGUCACCAAUACUAAAAAUCCAAUGCCAUGUCACCAGCAUCGAUAUCCUCUGCAUAAAAGAAACCUGUAUAUUUUCCCUAUCAUAGGAAGCACGGAUAAUCCAAAUAAAAGGACAAGCUUACCGCUUUUCUUGAUCAGUUACAGCACCACGGACCCAGCACUCAAUGACAGGAUCCAGUUCCCAUCAUUCUACAGAACUAUCCCCAAUGAGGAGGCAGAAAUUGAUGGGAUUGUGCAGAUACUGAAGCACUUUGGCUGGAAAUGGGUCGGACUCAUUAUAUCAGAUGAUGACACUGGAUACAGAGCCCAGGAAAGGAUAAGUACAGCACUUUCCAGUUAUGGGGGCUGUUUAGCUUUCACUGUUGUACUUAGAGACAUAUAUUUAAGAUACCGUUAUACAGAAGAGAUUGUUCAGCCAAUCAGGAAAAGACCUGCUCAUGUGAUUGUCGUGUAUAUAAGCACACAAUAUGCUUAUGCCUUUGCAUUUCUAUUUACAAGAUAUCGACUCCCAAAAUUUUUUUGGAUAAUGUCAUCUUUUUUCCCCAGAGUUAUGACUUACAGACAUAAAGAAAUUAAAACCACAUUUAAUGGAUCUUUGACAUUGUUAAUACAGGAAGGAGCGAUUCCCGGCUUUGAGCAGUUUUUCCGUCGAUUUACUCCUAAUCGCUACCAAGAUGAUAAUGAUUUAACUCUAUAUACCUGGGCAUUUUUAUUUGACUGCAAUUUGCCAGGACGUGUCGCUUUUAUACCUCUGGAAGGUGAAGUGGUUAAAGACUGCACAGGGAAUGAGAGUCUCAGUGAUGCAGAUGUAUCAGUGUAUUGGAAUCUAAGUUACAGAGUCACUUAUAGAGUUUACACUGCAGUCUAUGCACUGGCACACGCCCUGCACAAUCUCUACUCUGCUCAGCCACCGACUAACCAACACUUAAACAAAUUAAAAAGUUUGACAGCAAAAAUAAAGCCAUGGCAGCUAAAUAAAUACAUCCGUAAUUUGACUUUUACGACAUCUACUGGUGACACCGUCUUCUUUAAUGACAAUGGAGAGCCACCUUUUGCUUUUGAUAUAGUCAAGUGUUUUUUCCUGCCACAUCGUCGAGUUAUCAGACAAAAGAUUCCUACAUCUCAAUGCAAUGAACCCUGUUCCCCAGGAUACAGGAAAUCUAAAAUAGAAGGAAAACCAUUGUGUUGUUAUGACUGUAUCAAGUGUGCAGAUGGAGAAAUGUCCAACACAACAGAUGCAGCAAAUUGUGUGAGAUGUACUGAGUAUCAGAAGUCUAAUACCGAGAGAACUGAAUGUCUCCUUAAAGCUGUAAACUUCCUUUCCUAUACAGACACAAUGGGAGGCAGUUUUACUUCCAUUGCCUUGAUCUUCUUCAUCACAACUUCCACAGUUUUGGGAAUCUUUGUGAAAUAUUGGGGCACUCCGAUAGUGAAAGCUAAUAACCAACAUCUCAGUUGUAUCCUCCUCAUCUCUCUCAUGUUGUGUUUCCUUUGCACUUUAUUAUUCAUUGGACGCCCAACACAAAUAUGUUGUCUUCUCCGACAAGUAACAUUUGGAAUUGUAUUUACUAUUUCUGUUUCUUCUAUACUGACUAAAACUCUCACAGUUAUUAUUGCCUUCAAUGCCACUAAGCCUGGGAGCAAGCUGAAGAAGUAUGUAGGAACCAAAGUGCCCAUUGUAUUAGUUAUAAUAUGCACUCUGGGUUCAUCUGUAAUCUCUGCUGUAUGGAUGGCUUCUCACCCACCCUUUUUUGAGGCUGAUACAUUUUCAGAAAUGGACAAAGUUAUUUUAAUGUGUAAUGAAGGAUCUGUAUCCCUUUUCUUUUGUGUUAUUGGAUAUAUAGGAACAUUGGCCCUACUAAGUUUCAUUGCUGCAUUUCUAGCCAAGGAUUUCCCCGACCGAUUUAAUGAGGCUAAAAACAUCACUUUCAGUAUGUUGGCGUUCUGUAGUGUGUGGGUGACAUUUGUCCCUGCAUACCUGAGCAGUAAGGGGAGUAGAAUGGUGGCAGUUGAGAUAUUUGCCAUCUUAUCCUCUAGUGCUGGAUUAUUGGGCUGUAUAUUUGUCCCUAAAUGUUAUAUUAUUUUUCUUCAACCUGAAUUAAACACGAGAACAUUUAAGAUAAAUCCUAUUGCUUGAUAUAUUGUUCUCCUUCAGAAAGCACAAUAGUCAUUCUUUUGCAGGUAACAUAGAUAUAGCAGAAAUAGUAAAACCAUGGGAUAUAUUCUAUAUUUGAUAGACAAGAAUGUGCCUAUAUAGAUGAAGCAAAGUUUUGACACAGCAACCUUUUUGUUCACGGAUACUGCAAAUUUCUGCAGUGGGGAAAGUACCCUUCUUAAUUGGUUUAUAUCAUCACCAACAUUUGGGGGGUACAACAUCCCUUCAUCGUGUGAGUGCAGAACCGUGAACAAAAAGUUUCUGUUGCUAAGGGACUGUGCCGGGUCAACUGAAAACCAGCACCACUACUGCAGAGUGAGUAGUUUCCAGGUGUGC